CCUGUGCUGACCCCUCACUCUUCUUCAUGGCUUUUGGGUGGUAGCCUUCACUCUCUCUCUCUCUUUCUCUCUCGACCCCUCCUCUGCUACUGCUUCACUCCCAUAUUCUUCCUUACUGUUACAAGUACUACGUCCAAGACAGAGCACACUCUCCCCCUCACACCCUUCACUUGCUUCCACCCACACUCCUUCAUCUUCCGCCUGAACGCAGCCCUUCCUGGCAGCCAUGGUCGCAACCUCAUCCGAAAAGCAGCUGCAGCUCGAUGAGGAGUUCGACAUCGAGAUCCCUGCUGGCGUAGCUUCGGACGCCUACUACGACUCACAGCUCACACCCGUCCGUGCUGCCCUGCGUCGCUUCCUCCUGCCCUAUGUCCGCAGCGAAACACCCAUCCUGCAUGCGAUGCAGCAAAAAGUACGGCACCCAGUCUUGGACGUGUAUUUCACAACGACGGCCUUCUCUGGCAACCACGCCUUCUUCAUGAUCGCCCUGCCCGUCCUCUUUUGGUUCGGCUUUGCUGAGAUUGCUCGUGGAUUCACACUGAUCGCUGCGAUGGGUGUCUACUGGGCAGGAUUCUUCAAGGACUACCUGUGCUUGCCUCGCCCACUUUCACCGCCAAUCGUCCGCCUCUCGCGCUCGAAAUCAACCUGUCUUGAAUAUGGAUUCCCCAGCUCACACUCGACCAACGCCAUCUCCGUCGCUCUCUUUCUCUACUGCCACCUGCUGACAACCGACCCAGCCUCAUGGAGCCCAUAUACCCGCGAGCUUUCCAUCCUUGGCCUUAUCAUCUAUGCAGUCUCGAUUGUCUAUGGCCGUCUUUACUGUGGAAUGCACUCGAUCACAGACUGUGUUGGAGGAUCGAUUAUUGGGAUUACCAUCUGGGCGGUCCAGUGGACAUUCAGGCGCACGAUCGAGUAUUAUAUGGUCAGUCCAGUCUGGUGGGUGCCUCCAUUUGUGAUCGCAACAGGCAUCUUCUUGGUCUCCAUCAUCCCGGACCCCGUGGACGACUGCCCUUGCUUUGACGACUGUGUGGCAUUCAUUGCGGUGAUCAUGGGCCUCAUUCCUGCAAGCAUUCAUUUCGCAUCGACCUCGUACUCGUCCAACUAUCCCGUUCCGGCUACAAUCCCCUACAGCACAGAUCUGGGAUUGAUCAAGAGCGCGCUGCGACUGGUCUUUGGCGUUGGAACGUUGUUUGUGUGGCGAUUGAUGGCAAAGAAGGCGUUGUAUGUGCUCCUGCCACCAGUCUACAAGCUGUUCAGUCUGCCGUACCGCCCACAUUUCAUCCCUGCCAGUACCUACAACACGCUGUCGAGGUAUCCGAUCGGAAAGGUGCCCUCGGUGAUUGAUCUGCCUAGCAUGUCGGGCAAUGCUGAGAUUGUGGGACUCCAAUCGACGAUGGAUGUGCAUGAGAAGUAUUCGUUGGCGGCGGCGGCAGCGUACGAGAAGGAGCAACAUGAAGGGCUAUCCAUUGGGUUGAGGGUAAGGAAGGGAGCGACGCAUGAGGAGAUUGGCAUGGAGGAGAAGAGUCCACUGUUGGACGGACAUCAUCAGCGCGACUCUUCGGUGCUGAGCAAUGGAUCGACAGAGUGUGGAAGUGUUGACGAGGGACAUAAGGACGGAUUGACUAGUCGGUUCGAGGAUGAGGCGGAGGCGCUGUUGAGGGUCGAAAGGAUGCAUCCGCCAAAGAGCCGGUUUGAUGUCGAUAUUGUGUCAAAGCUGGUCGUGUACGCAGGCAUUGGAGCUUUGGCCGUUGACGGGAUCCCGAUUUUGUUUGAAUUGGUGGGAUUGGCGGCCGUGCCUGUACGCGUCUAGAACAUAUUGGCGGAAUGAACAUAUAAUAGUUACAACAAACAAAACGACUUUUUCUCUAAUAUUUUGAGCGAUGACAUUAUAAUUUAUAAUAAUAAUAAAGUUUGCUCCAUUGGCUUAUUGCAAACG
Gamsiella multidivaricata is the source of this 1936-nucleotide messenger RNA. RefSeq lists its product as uncharacterized. Gene Ontology annotation, molecular function: sphingosine-1-phosphate phosphatase activity. Bases 227 to 1810 code for a protein of 527 amino acids. Gene Ontology annotation, cellular component: endoplasmic reticulum membrane. NCBI's taxonomy places the organism in Eukaryota, Fungi, Mortierellomycota, Mortierellomycetes, Mortierellales, Mortierellaceae. The record is from RefSeq and is a predicted model, not a curated record. The transcript has 4 exons.